This is a messenger RNA of Acanthosepion pharaonis, 1311 nucleotides long. Lineage: Eukaryota; Metazoa; Mollusca; Cephalopoda; Sepiida; Sepiidae. The record is from the annotation of a GenBank genome assembly.
AUGUUAAAAGUCAUUGUGAAGACAACAAAUUGGAGCUUUUCUCUCUCUCUUACUUUUACCCUUUCUUUCUUUCCCUUUCUCGAAUUGGUUUUCUCUCUCUCUCACUUCUGCAUCGAUAACCACUCUCUCCUUUGUUUCUUUCGAUUUCUCUCACUUUUUCACUCACUCCGAUACACUCUAUAUUUCCUUCUCCCACUCUCUCUAUAUUUUAUUUUUCUCUCUCACUCUCACUAUUCCCCGUUACCCACUCUUUCAUUUUUUAUUCUCUUUUCUCUUAACCCCCUCCCCGCCUUUAUUUAUUUAUUUUUUUUUCUUUCGUAUUUUCAGAUUUCAUUUUUCCAGAAGGAAAUCAAAAAAAUGGCUUCGUCUUUGAGGAACGACAUAAAAGAAUCGAAAAAGCACCUCGUCGAUUUGCAGGAAGAUGUUGAAGAAUUCGAAAAGCGGCUCCGUCGAGGGAUUGAACGGACGAAGAAAUCGAUUGAACAAUUAUCAAUCGAUUGCGAAUUGAAUUGCUCCAAAGUCUGGCAGGAAUUCGAUGAAUUUCGGAAAGAGACAAGGAUGAAGGCCGAAGAAUUGUGCGGCCAAAUGAGAGAAAAGACAAGCGAAAAAGAAAGGAAAUGGCGCCAAUCCCUCGAAGAGAAAGAAAGACUUUCAUUAAGCGACGACGAAGAAGUUGUUUCUAAUGUACGAUCGCUGGGAGCGGAGCUUUCAGGGCGGCUCCACGAAUCGUUCACUCCUGUUGAGGAAGGUCAUUUUGUUAUGACCUUUCCAGCAUGGUGCCAACGAUCAUUGGACCAACUUCAAGAAGAAAUCGUCGACUUUAAGACGGUAAAGACAUGGCCCCCAAGGGAAUUGGAACUUGAAAGCGAAUUCCGCCUUCGGGGUUCGAACCUGCGGUGGAUUGAAUCGAUUGCCGCCAGCGAAGAAGACGGUCACGUGUUUGUUGUCGAUGGGGGCGACGAUUCGAUCAAGGAAUUCGGUGAGACUGGGGAAUUCGUCGGCCAAUGUCCCUUGAGGGACGAAGGAUUCUUUCCCUGGGACAUUUGUUGUCUUUCCCAAGACAAUUUCGUUAAAAUUCCUCCCACCACUACAUCAUGCAACCUUUCUUUCUUUCUUUCUUUCUUUCUUUCUUUCUUUCUUUCUUUCUAUCUAUCUCUCUUUUCACGUUCUCUCUCCCUUCUUUCUCUGUUAUUCCUCCUUCCUCCCCUUCAUUUACCCCUCCAUACUUUCCCUCCCUUUUUAUCGAAGAAAACGCCCUCCAGUCCAGUGAAAUCUGAACGAAAUCAAAUUUUCAGAUUUCAUUUUUCCUGA